This is a messenger RNA of Penicillium coprophilum, 675 nucleotides long. RefSeq names its product fungal specific transcription factor domain-containing protein. Gene Ontology annotation, molecular function: DNA binding; zinc ion binding. The transcript has 2 exons. Bases 1 to 675 code for a protein of 224 amino acids. The record is from RefSeq and is a predicted model, not a curated record. Lineage: Eukaryota; Fungi; Ascomycota; Eurotiomycetes; Eurotiales; Aspergillaceae. Gene Ontology annotation, biological process: DNA-templated transcription.
AUGACCGACUCCGAAGAAUCCCACGCUCCACAAGCCUGUGUCAUUUGCAAAUCACGGAAGACGAAACGCAAUUCAAUUUCUUCUGCAUUAUAUUUUGUAUCGCAGUCAAUUCCACCGGAGUCAGCUUCAAUAGAGGCCAGCCUAUAUGGUCAGGUCCUUCAAUUAAUUCAUCAAACCGGGCAGCUCGUCUACGACAUCGGCGCUCGCUAUUUCCAGGGCCCGCACCGCUAUCUCCCGGUCUGCUCCCGCUCAAACUUUUACAGCAACGUGGUUACGCUAGGUGCCAUUCCGUCCGCUGGGUUUUCGGUUCUUUUGUUGACUGCCUGUCUGACUGUGUCUGCUCAUGCCGAUCAGCAAUCCCUCCGACGGGCCACCAACUCCCUCGUUACCUUUGUGCAGGAGUCCUAUCCCAUCUCCCUUCCCCUGAUUCAAGCGCGACUCUUACUGGCUGUCUAUGACUAUACUCACGGGCGGCCAGAGGACGCAUUCCAGGCCAUUGCGGGGUGUGCUCGCAUGGCCUAUGCCGCCCGCAUCCAUCUCCACUGUCUUCCUGCGUAUCAAAAAGACGAUGCGACCCCUACUGCCAAUACCAAAGCACACUCAGAUAUGGAUAGAUUGCUGCAGGCAACAGAAGCGGCCAAUACCUGGUGGGGGAUUAUCAUCUGUGAGCGGUAA